AUGGCAGACAUCUCCUGGACUGAAGGAGUCUGCAACGAGACAGCUGCCAAUGCCAGUUCAGAAUUCAGCCUGGAAGCAGACUUCCAGUAUUCCUUGUUCACUGUCAUCUACAGCAUCGUCUUCGUGCUGGGACUGAUGGAAAAUGUCUUGGCUCUCUACCUCCUGACCUGCAAAAUGAAGCACACUUCUCAUUCCUACAUAUACAUGAUCAAUUUAGCUCUGGUGGACACCUUGUUUGUUUGCGUGUUGCCUUUUAAAAUUCACUACCACUUGAACUGGAACCAUUGGAUCUUUGGUGACAUGGCUUGUAGGGUAACCGGCACUUUGUACUACGUCAACAUCUACCUAAGCAUUGCGUUUUUCACCUGUAUCUGCGUUGAUCGCUACAUCGCAGUGUUGCACCCCUUCACCUACAUCCAGAUCAGAGCCACCCAUUACGUGCUGGUGGUCACAGUCCUUUGGGUGGUCGCUCUGAGCGUCACGGUUCCGCUUAUCCUUGGAGGUCCCCUCCACAGCAGCAGUGAGAGGAACACGACUGCGUGUUUUGAGAACUUUACUACGAGCGUCUGGACUUCCCGCAUGGCACCUUACAACAUCCUGGCCUUAGUUUUUGGGUUUGUGAUCCCCUUUUCCAUCAUUCUGAUCAGCUACCCUCUCAUCGCUAGGAGGAUCUCCCAGAUCAAACGCAGCGUUUGCAGGAGGAGGGCCCUGAGCACCAUCUACAUCAUCUUGCUCAUUAGUACUUUGUGCUUUCUCCCGUAUCAUCUCACCCACUUGCUCCACUUCUUAAUGAGAAUCCAGGUCAUCCAGAACGAGCGCUUCACCGGCUUGAUCUACAAACUGCGGAGGGUCACCUUAGCCCUCGUGAGUCUCAACUGUUGCCUUAACCCACUCUUGUACUACUUCAGCUCUUCCAGCAAGCAGUGGCGCUUCAACCUCAAGCUCAGGUUCAGGUCUCAAGCGGUGUACACAAUCUGCGACCAGAAAUUUGGCGAGCUCUCCUAUGUUUAUAAACUACAGCAGAGAGGUGGAAAAAAACCCCACAGAGAUGGAAUCAACCCAUCUACUAAAAGUAAGCACAUUGUUCAUCUUUCCAACUGUUUAUUGGAAAACAAACCUGUGAAACCUGCUGCUCUUUCGUACAGUGGUUGA
This is a messenger RNA of Mesitornis unicolor (brown roatelo), 1152 nucleotides long. RefSeq names its product lysophosphatidic acid receptor 6-like. Gene Ontology annotation, cellular component: membrane. NCBI's taxonomy places the organism in Eukaryota, Metazoa, Chordata, Aves, Mesitornithiformes, Mesitornithidae. Gene Ontology annotation, biological process: G protein-coupled receptor signaling pathway. The record is from RefSeq and is a predicted model, not a curated record. The transcript has a single exon. Gene Ontology annotation, molecular function: G protein-coupled receptor activity; oxysterol binding. Bases 1 to 1152 code for a protein of 383 amino acids.